Molecule: messenger RNA, 11988 nt
Organism: Podarcis lilfordi (Lilford's wall lizard)
Lineage: Eukaryota; Metazoa; Chordata; Lepidosauria; Squamata; Lacertidae
Source: the annotation of a GenBank genome assembly
CUCCCCUGGACUCCGCCGGGUCGCUGAGUCGCGUCUCCCUCGUGGCCGCAAGAUGCACGCGGACGACGUGAGUCCGGGGGCAAAGCGGGUGGGGGGAAAGCUGAGUCGGGGGCCAAGGGGGGCUCUUGCCCAAGGAGCCGCCUCAUUCUUUGAGGGGGAAGAACGUUGGGAGCGGGGACACGCAUUGCCGGGGCUCGGCUGGAUGACCCUUAGGGGUCCCUCCAACUCCGUAGUUCUGAUCGAUCGAAUGAAUGAAUUUAUAUACCCGGAGGUCUCAGGGCGGCUCACAGAAUAAGAUCAAAGUACAAAACCGCAAAAUGCAUAAUCAAAAUUAAAACAACCACCCAAUACCCACCCACCCUACCAGUUCUGCUUCUGUGCCUCCCCGGUCGUCUUCCCGUGUAAUAAUAAUAAUAAUAAUAAUAAUAAUAAUAAUUUAUACCCCGCCCAUCUGGCUGAGUUUCCCCAGCCACUCUGGACGGCUCCCUAUCAAGUGUUAAAAACAAUGCAGUGUAGAAUUUUGCACGUGGAAGGUUACCCUUGAGCGUGCACAGAGUGCCAUUUCUCCAUUGCAGAUUCCACAAGUGUGUCUGCCUGUUGGUUUGUGAGUGAGUGAGUCGGUGAGAGUAUAGAAAGCUCCCUUAGUCAAGUGGGAAGCUCACCGUGUUUCUCUCCGGAUGUGGUUGGAACUACAACUCCCAUCUUCCCUAGCUAGCAGAACCUCUGGUCCGGGAUGAUAGGAGCUGUGGUCCCAAGUUUGAGAAACAGCGCCUGAUCUUAGCUGAAGGAUGGUGGCUCUGAGACCUUUUCCUGUAGAUGUCAGGACUGAACCAGAGUCCGACUGAAUGACCCCUGUCACAGACGCAUGUACUUUCCCGUACUGGGUAUUCUCACAUGCAUCACAUCACAAGCAGGGCUGGGGAACCUGUGGCCCCCCAAAGAUGUGGUUGGCAUUCCCACAUUCCCUCCACUCCAGCUAGCAUGGCCAGUGUCAGGAAUGGUGGGAGUUGUAGCACGCCAACCUCUGGAGGCCCCCAGGCCCCCAUCUGUGCAUUGAAGGCUCAGUCGCUGCUGGGAAGGACCUCUGCUUGAGACACUCAAGAGUUGCUGCAAGGCUGCAAGGCUGCUCCAUCUAUUUCAGCUAAGGUUGUCAAUUCUGCCUUUCCCAACCCUCCUGUUGUGAUCCCUUUAAUAAGACCAGGGCCCAUGUCCAGCUUUCAAGCUUCCCACAGACUUCUGAUCAGUCCGAGGAAUCGGUAGUAAUUUGAUAAAAUGCCAAAAGAGGUGAAAUUAGAGCAAGGUGUUUGCCAUCUGUCCAAAAUUAUAGACAUUUUGGAAGGGACUUUGGAGGCCGUCUAGCAGUCCAAAACCAGUGCUCAAACGCAGGAUCUUCAAUUUAGGUUGCAGCUACAGCAUAUCAGACAAAGAGUGUUGAUGUUUCGGAGCAGGAUAGCAUUGGGAGAAUUACUAACAAAGCUUUCUCUCUUUAUCAGGUUGUCUGGGACACUCUUGGCAAUAGACAGUUCUGCUCAUUUAAGAUCAAGUAAGUAUUCUGCUCCCUUUCCUCUACCUCUUGUUGAAUUUAAGGGCUACAGGAUGUGCUGGCUAGUACUGCCUGGUGUGGGUAGAUUUGGAUCUCAGGAAAAAGAACCAAAGUAAAUAGUGAUUUAAAUUGAGCUUCCCCCUGCCUAAUUUGUAUCUUUCCUGAGCAAGCACGCAUAGAAUCUGAAUAUGUAAAAGGUAAAGGGACCCCUGACCAUUAGGUCCAGUCGUGGCCUUCCCCAAGCAACACCUCCUGGAAUGACUCACCCCGUUGCAGGGAUUUGAACAGCCAACCUUCUGAUUGGCAAGCCCUAGGCUCUGUGGUUUAACCCACAGUGCCACCCGCGUCCCCUCUGAAUAUGUAGGCACACUUAAAAAAAUGUAGAUUUAGAUCAUAUGGUAGUUUCCAGAAGUUGUGGGCUACAGCUUCUAUCAUUCCCGAUAAUUGGGCCUGCUGGCUGGGGCUUAUAGGAGUUGGAGCCCACGCCAUCUGAAGAGGGCUAUGUUAUCUGGUGGCCUCCUGGCCAGUGGUCAAGGAAGAUAGGAGUUUUGUCCAGCAACAUCUGGAGGGCUGCAGGCUCCCUACCCUGAUUUAAGAGGACUGCACCACAUCAAUUGCUGGAUGUUCAAACCAGCCCUUUGCUUGCCUUUGCCUUUGCCAUGCCCCCCUUUAGCCUCCUUGGGGCAUGGCCAGGUUGCUGCUGAGGACCCCCUGCCAACAAUGCCAUUGUUAAAACAUCUGUACUGGCUGCCCAUCUGCUACUGAGCCAGGUUCACGGUCCUUGCAUUAGUUUUUCAAAGCCCUGAACAACUUAGGUCCAGGGUACCUUAGGGAAGGCCUGAGACCUUAUAUCCUGGUUCAGUCACUGCGGUCCUCUGCCGAAGCACCAUUGGCCAUCCCCCAAACUGUUGAGGCACAUCUGUCAGCAACAAGAAGAAGAGCCUUUAGUUUCAUUGGCUUGGUCCGGUGGAAGAUUCAGCAGCUUCCUUGCGUUUAACUGCCCGCUGAAAAUUAUUCUGUGCUGGCAAUUGAGAAGACAUCUUUCUGUUAAUAGAUGGCCUCUGAUUUGUUUUAUUUUUUUAAUGUCGGUUCGAUUGUAUAUAGAUAUUCUUGUUGCAAACCGUUCUGAUAUUUUUUGUGGCAUUGUGGUAUAUAAAUAUGUAUAUAUUUAUAAAUAAAUAAUAAAUGCCAUGUGCCAGCUUGCAUUGUAUAUGGGAAUUAAGGGAAUACGCAGGGAGUAUCCAAAAUCCAAAAUAUUUUUUUGCCUGUGGUUUGAAUGUUUAUCAGAACAUAUCGUCAGGCAGCCUUCCAGAUGCUAUGCUUGCUGGGGCUGGUGAGAGUUAGAAGUACAAAACAUAUCUGGGGGGCGUCAGGUUGGGAAAGGCUGUCCCUAAGACAUCUGACUUUAAACCACCCUGUGCCCAUCAGCUUAAUUCUUCCAGUUCUGUAGGGACAUUCCGUAGUCUGGAUUAGAAUUAAUGUUCUAUGUAAUACAAGGUAUGGAAACGAAUGUUUCAUUCCAAGUCUCUUCCUUGUAGGACGAAAACACAGAGCUUUUGCCGGAAUGAAUUUAAUAUAACAGGCCUGUGCAACCGCUCCUCCUGCCCCUUAGCAAACAGCCAGUAUGCUACCAUUAAGGAAGAGAAAGGUGAGGCUCUUUGCUUUGUUUCCCUCAAUGUUGUACCUGGUUCUCAUCUUUCAUGGAUAGCUCAGUUGGCUAGAGUGUGGUGCUGAUAAUGCUGAGAUUGCAGGUUCGAUCCCCCGGAAGGAGCGGCAUAUUGCAGGGGUUGGACUAGAUGAUCCUGAGAGCCCUUUACUCUGUGAUUCUAAUGGUCUCAUAGGUCUUUGACCUCUCAAGGCCCCUAGAGGGAAGGCUUGGCUUAAAUUUGUGGAAGUGCCUUUCAAACAAUGUGCACAAGCCAUCAAGAGUUAUAAGCACUGCCCAAAGGUUAAAAUGCUGUGAAUAUUAUGCACCGGUAGGAAUUAUCUGAGGGAUGCGGGUGGCGCUGUGGGUAAAACCUCAGUGCCUAGGACUUGCCGAUUGUAUGGUCGGCGGUUCGAAUCCCCGCGGCGGGGUGAGCUCCCGUCGUUCGGUCCCAGCUCCUGCCCACCUAGCAGUUCGAAAGCACUCUUAAGUGCAAGUAAAUAAAUAGGUACCGCUUUAUAGCGGGAAGGUAAAUGGUGUUUCCGUGUGCUGAGCUGGUGCUGGCUCGCCAGAGCAGCUUCGUCACGCUGGCCACGUGACCCGGAAGUGUCUUCGGACAGCGCUGGCUCACGGCCUCUAGAGUGAGAUGAGCACGCAACCCUAGAGUCGGACACGACUGGCCCGUACGGGGAGGGGUACCUUUACCUUUACCUUAGGAAUUAUCUGAGACAAAUCUUAAUGCAUCUGAUGUGACACACAAUAUCGGAGGGUUAAAAGAAAAGAUGAAAGAGCUCUAGCUUAAAAUCAGAGAUGAAGGGUUUGCAAUGACAGUACUGUUUCCAUGCUUGCCUGGUCCCCGUUUAUCCAACGCCUUGCAUCAGACCAUCUUGUGCCUGCUCUGGAGCUCUUCGUAGAUUUAGGAGCACCUGCUCUUCAGCUAGAAGCCUGGUGCUCCAGUAACGUCUGAGCGUUGACCUUGCAUGGUGUGAGCUGUUUGUAUUGUGGCCCGCAUCCUGCAUCUCGUAAACCAAGGCUGCAGCAGACCUCGUGGUGACUAUGCAUAAGCUGCUUUUGUUCCCUUUUAGGGCAGUGUUACCUAUACAUGAAGACCAUUGAACGUGCUGCGUUCCCCAAUCGGCUGUGGGAAAGGGUAAGUCCUCCUUCCAGUCCUCCUAGGGUGGUGUGGGUCUGAUCUGUUUGUUUUUAACUUUUAUGUCUUGGGUUUGUGAUGGUGCCGGGUUUUUCCGUUCAAAGAGUGAUCAGACUUUAAACAAUGGAUGUGUUACGGCUUGUAGGAGAGGCUGCGAUUCCUCUCUGCUGCUGCUACCCAAACAUUCUGAGUUUGAUUGCACAGAUAGCCCUCAUUUCUUAGAAGUAGCUGUGAAUUUAAUGACUUUGAAAGAGGAUCAAGAUGAGUUUUAAUGGAGAAUAAGGCUACAGGUGUCUACUAGCUACAACAUCGAUGUUCAGCCUGUACCUUCAAGGGCGUUGUUUCUUGAUAAUCACAACUGGGAGUUUCACUCAGGCCUUGCUUGUUGAAUUAUUUGUUUAUUUAUACAAAUAUUUAUAUAUCACAAAGUCAUUUUAAAAAAAUCAAAGUGGUUCACAGCAACUACAUAAAACCACAGAAUAAAAACCAUAUAAAGAAGUUAAAAUCAGGAAACACUUGUGGAAAGGUAUAUCAUUAAAUGCCUGCAUAAGCCUGAUGGAAAAAGUUUACAGCAGGUUUUUAAAAGCUGACAUGGAAGACACAAAGGCAUCUGAUUGGCCCCUGUGAAAAAGGGAUUCUUGACUAGCUGGGCCUUUAGUCUGAUGGUUCUUAGGACUAGUGGAUUAACUGUCACCUUCAUAACUAUUACAGUCUUUCUGCAGAACUUAAGCAAGCAAUUUAAAUAAGAACCAGUCUCUAAUCUGCGUGGCCCUAGUCAAGAAAGGACAUCUUAAGCCAGAAUGGAAACUCAAGUUUUUUCAUGGCAAAGUCUGUUUCUCUCUACUUUGCACUGAUGGACCUCUGAGAAUAUAGGAAGCUGCCUUAUACCAAGUCAGACUAUUUGUCCAUCAAGCUCAGCACUGUCUACUCUGACUGGACAUAGCUCUCCAGGCAGUUCAGCGGAGGACUUUCCCUAAUUUAGGGUGGCAAAAACCCGAGAGGACUUCACAGAGCUCCGAAAGGAUCUGUGAACGAGAAAAACAAUGGAAAAACAAUGGCAAAUGAGGACCCACCACAGACUUCUCCCCUUCCUAAUUUUUUGCAGGUCCGGCUGAGCAAGAACUAUGAGAAGGCGCUGGAGGAGAUUGAUGAGAACCUGAUCUAUUGGCCCCGCUUCAUCCGGCACAAGUGCAAGCAGCGCUUCACCAAGAUCACCCAGUACUUGAUCCGAAUCCGCAAGCUGACUCUCAAGAGGCAGUAAGUCAUGGGGCCUUUUCCUGAGUUUUGUUGUCCCAGGCAGACUCGUGCCAACCAGCCGGGAACAGUGGCCACAGUGAUAUCAAAUCCAGCAUAUCUGUCAUUGGGCAGUUUGCCCGUCGCAAAAGUCCACAACAGUCACAUUUGACUUCAGAAAAGAGGCAACUUCCCUGAAAUGAAGGAGUUGCUAUUAAAAAAAGAAGAAGUUGAAAGGGAUUAUUGGGAGAGUCAGGUGUCCCCAGAAUGCUCAGGGGGUUGUUCAAAAGCACUGUAAUAGAAACUCGGCUAGAAGAACAUUUAAAAAGCCCUAGAAAUUGGAGUCUUUUUUCUUAGCUGCUUGUUGACAGUUGCUUUUGCAAAACCACUUCACUAACUUCAUUUUCGCCUUUGUAGGAGGAAGCUUGUUCCGUUAAGUAAAAAGAUCGAAAGGCGUGAGAAGAGGCGAGAGGUAACGUACCUGUCUGUUGCUGUGGUUCCUUGCUGUUUGUCAGUUUAUCUCUAAGUCCAGAGGAAGCACGCAGCUCCUAUAAGGCCUGCUGUUUCUGCCUCCCCUAAUACUCCAGUCAGCACCAGGCAGCAGUGUUUUGGAGCCACCAUUUCAACUUCCCACAAUGCCCCCAGUAGAGCUUUGCUCACCAGCUGCUUCUCCCAGAUCUUGUUGCCUUACAUGGAAACUUAAGAAGCUGCCAAAUACAGAGUCAGGCCAUUGGUCUGCCUAGCUCAGUAUUAUCUACACGGACUGGUAGCAGCUCUCAUGGGGUUUAGGCAGGGGACGUUCCCAGCCCUACCUGGAGAUGCCAGAAAUUGGACGUGGGACCUUCUGCAUGGAAGGUGGAUGUUGUACCAAUGGGCAUUUUUAAAGCAAGGCAUUCCUAACUGCUCAUCUGCAAUCCCAGGUGGAAUAGGAGGGUGGAAAGCCCUCUCAGCGAAGAUGGGAGGAACUAACCUGUUUCCUUUUUUUAAAAAAUAACUUUUUUAUUCAAAAUUAAAACAAAACAUAUUAUCCAGAAACAUAUCAUCCUUAUUCCCCCCCCAUUUUUCCUCCCUCCCCCCACAGAACCCACCCACUCCCACCCCCCGACUUCCCUCAGUUCCAGUCUUUGAUUUCUCUAAAAGUGCUGUUUUCUGCAUGUUACACAGUUGUAUAGAUCCUCAAACUAUUUAGCUGAUUAUUAUCAAUAAAAAGUUUGUGAAUGUUUAUUCAAAGCCAGCCAAGGAGUCCAGUUCGCUUUGUUGCAUCUUCAGAUACUUUGUAAAGGGUUCCCAUUCAUCUUUAAAAUCACAGUUAUCCUUGUCCCGUAGCUUGUAUGUCAGUUUUGCCAGUUCUGCAUAUCAAUUUUUCUUGCCAUGAUUCUUUAGUUGGGGUUUCUUCAGUCUUCCAUCCUUGUGCUACCAGAACUCUCGCGGCCGUUGUUGCAUACAUGAAGAUGCUUUUCAGUUUUUUUGGCAGAUCUUUCCCUACAAUCCCUAACAAAAAUGCUUCAGGUUUUUUAACAAAUGUUAAGUGGAACAUUUUCUUCAAUUCGUUGUAUAUCAUUUCCCAAAAUGUUUUAAUUACCUUACAAUCCCACCACAUAUGAUAAAAUGGCCCCUCCUUCUCCUUACACUUCCAAAAUCUAUUUGAACUAGUUUUGUACAUUUUCCCUAACUGCAUUGGUGUCGUGUACCAUCUGUACAUCAUCUUCAUGUAAUUCUCCUUCAAUAGGGAACAAUCUGUAAAUUUUAAAUCAGUUUUCCAUAAUUUUUGCCAAUCUUCCAUCAUAAUGUUGUGACCUAAAGUGAAGAUGGGAGGAACUAACCUGUUUCCAAAAGACACCCUCCUCCCCUCUUUCCCCCACUCACCUCCAUCCAUCGUGAAAAAUCUUCAUGAUAAAUCCACUGUUUCCUUCCUCCAAAUCAACUCAUCCCUUUGUUUUUGUUGGCCAGGAAAAAGCUCUGAUUGCUGCUCAGCUGGACAACGCAAUAGAGAAAGAAUUGCUGGAGAGACUCAAGCAGGAGACGGUAAGAUGCUGUGAUGCAGUGCAUGCUGUUUGUGCAGGGGUCAAUUAACCAGGUUGCUUCCCAGAAGGCAGUGAAAGAAAUGAAGCAGUACCCAGAUACCUACCUAGGAUCGCCUUGCUGUUAGCUGUAACUGACCUGUGGCACCUGGACCAGCCUUUGCUAGCCUGGUUGCCCCCCGCCCCCAUGUUUUGGAUGACAACUUUGGCUGUUGAGAAUUGUUGCUGGAGGGACAGAAGAGGAUCCCAGGGCCCACUGAAUGGCCUGAUUCUGCAUGAUGCUCAGCAGAUAGCCUACAGGCAGAGGGCCUUUUCGGUGGUGGCACCCACCCUGUGGAACGCCCUCCCACCAGAUGUCAAAGAGAACAACAACUACCAGACUUUUAGAAGACAUCUGAAGGCAGCCCUGUUUAGGGAAGCUUUUAAUGUUUCAUGCUUUACUGUAUUUUAAUAUUUUGUUGGAAGCUGCCCAGAGUGGCUGGGGAAGCCCAGCCAGAUGGGCGGGGUAUGAAUAAUAAAUUAUUAUUAUUAUUAUUAUUAUUAUUAUUAUUAUUACCUUAGAGCCCUGUAUAGCUGAGCCCAAUUUUACAGUGUUCAGCCCUCAGAUCAUUUUCUUUGAGCUCUGCAGCUCAGGGCAGGAUUUUUUUGUGGGGGGGGGGGGAGCCCAGGGCCAGAAUGAGCAGAGAGCCCCCCCCAAUGCAGCGCAGCUGACUUAUCGGAUUUCCAAAUAAGUAUGCAUGUUACCUGUGGGACGCAGGUGGCGCUGUGGGUAAAACCUCAGCGCCUAGGACUUGCCGAUCGCAUGGUCGGCGGUUCGAAUCCCCGCGGCGGGGUGCGCUCCCGUCGUUCGGUCCCAGCGCCUGCCAACCUAGCAGUUCGAAAGCACGUCAAAGUGCAAGUAGAUAAAUAGGUACCGCUCCGGCGGAAGGUAAACGGCGUUCCGUGUGCUGCGCUGACUCGCCAGAUGCAGCUUGUCACGCUGGCCACGUGACCCGGAAGUGUCUGCGGACAGCGCUGGCCCCCGGCCUCUUGAGUGAGAUGGGCGCACAACCCUAGAGUCUGGCAAGACUGGCCCGUACGGGCAGGGGUACCUUUACUUUUACCUAUGCAUGUUGCCACCUUAACUGUACGACUGUUAAGUCCCAUGUCUUAAAAUUACCUAACUGCAGCUAGACUAAUUGCAGCUGGAAAAUGGCUGAAACGUGGGUGGGGUGGGACCACCCAAGCAGGAGUGAAUCCGGCCACUUGUUGACAUCAUCCACUGGCUUCAACUGAUGGGCUGGUGGGAGCAGCUUGGGGGAAGUAGCCUUGCGGGCCAGAAUUCACUUGUGGGAUGGCGGUUCCUUACCCUUGGUUGGGUUAAGAUCAUCCUUAGUGGAAGCCCCAAAGUUAUGGAAUGUGUUGGCUAACGCUGCAGAGUAUUCAUUCCUAUUUUGGUAGGCUAUUGUAUGCAAAGUUGUCUAUGUCUUUAAAUCUGUGGCUUUUUUGUGGAUCAUCUUAUCUAAUCAUCCUUCCUCCUUAAUGUGCUCCCUCUUCAGUACGGCGAUAUCUACAACUUCCCCAUCCAUGCCUUCGACAAAGCUCUAGAACAACAGGAAGUGGAGAGUGAGAGUGACUCGGAUACAGAGAAGAAGGACGAGGAGGAAGAAGUAAUGCUUUUGAAACUCUUUUCCCAGUGCAACUCUCCAGGGCUGGAGGGCAGGAACUGUGCAACUCUCUAUGCGUUGCACAUUUAUACUAAGGAGAAGAAUUGGGUCUGCAAGUUAUUUCUGCCAAAUGGCUUGCAUUCUUGCCAAACAGCACUUAUUACAACUUUCGCACAGUUCUCUGUUCCCUUCCCUAAGCUUUCCUCCUCCAGAAAUAAUGUCAUGGAUGGGGUGGCUAAAUAUUAUUUGCCCGUGCGUUAAAUGUUCAUGUACUUAGGAGACUAGCCCAAGGCCCUGCAUAUGGGACAUCACAAUCAUAGCCAGAGCCUCAUCGCUUGCCAAGAAACCUCAGAUAUAGACUGGCAUUGCCAAAGAAACACAGCUGUUCACUUGGCUGUUACGCACUAUGUAUCAAUUUGUGCUUUGUCUCCUUCCAAGAACUGGGGUUCCAAAAACUUUGGAUUUCAUUGAUCAAGGACUUGGAACUGGAUGAAGGAUCUUAUCAUGUAGACUGAAAUUAGGAAAAAAUAAAAGUGUAGCCACGUGAGAAGGAACACUCCUUCCUUCCCCUUGAUCUGUCAGGAAUGCUGUAAUUGCAUCCUGCAUCGCAAAAUCCUGCAUGGGGGUGGGGGUAUUUGACCUAGAGUAAGGCCCCUUCCAACUCGUAUUCUGCUAUGUUCUGCUUGUAGGACUCAAACAAGAGAGAAUUUGUGGAAGUAGAUGAGAGUGACCUCAGUGACUUUGAGGUAAGUGCAGCCUGUCAAAAACUGUUUAUGAUAAUUUAGAGCCUCUUACGUUUCAUUUGUUCUAAUGGAACGCUGAAACAUACUUUUUGUAUUUUCUCUGGCCUGCCUCCCCUUCCUUUGUGUCAAAUUUAAGUGCUGUGCACACUGAUGGUGAUGUAAAAUCAUGCUGGAAUCUGGAGGUGGGAGAGGAGAAGGCGUGUGAUGAGAUUAUUCCAUUCCUAUCAAGGAAUCCUCCCUGAGCAUAAUACAGUGAUACCUCGGGUUACAUACGCUUCAGGUUACAUACUCUUCAGGUUACAGACUCCGCUAACCCAGAAAUAGUACCUCGGGUUAAGAACUUUACCUCAGGAUGAGAACAGAAAUCGCGUGCCAGUGGCGCAGCGGCAGCAGGAGGCCUCAUUAGCUAAUGUGGUGCUUCAGGUUAAGAACAGUUUCAGGUUAAGAAUGGACCUCCGGAACGAAUUAAGUACUUGACCCGAGGUACCACUGUAGAGAGAAACUGGGUCUUUGGCUUUAAGCCCCAGCAGAGUGCUGCACUGCUCCUGACCAGCAUUUAUUUCAGUAGAACCUAUCCUGUAACCCUCUGCUGGUUCCUCCCAAUAUUUUCUGCUCUACUUAACUUACGUACUUGCUACACACAAUGCACACACCUCCCUCAAAGCAGGGCUGGGAAUCAAAAAGUAUGAUGAGAAUAACUACACAUCAGGCAGAACAAAAAUGCCAGUGGGUUUCUCGUGGGUAGAGUGUCAGACUAGGAGCUGGGAGACCCGGGUUCAAAUCCCCACUUGGCUGUGAAGCUCACUGGGCGGCCUCCCCUUCCUCACAGGGUUGUGUGGAUUGCAGAAGGGGAGAACUAUGUGUGGCACCUUGAGCUCCUUGGAGAAGGUGGGCUAUAAAUGAAAUGCAUAGAUAAUAAAACAAAUAAAAGUUGUAUGUAAUACAUUGACUUAAGCGGUGAGGGAGGGCAGCGAUGCUCAGAACACACCAAGCGGUUUCACACAACUUCUACACCAGGCCUAAUUAUAUAUACUUCUAUCAUGUUUCGUUUUACUCGCAUUUUCUUUUUUUUUUUUUGGAAUAAUAUUUAUUAAAAUUUCAAAAGAAGAAAAAUCACAUUAGUAAGAAAAUUAACAAUAAAAAAGAAAAAUACAAAAUACAAAAAAGAAAAAACAGUUAAAAACAAUUCCAUCUUUUCUUUACUUCUUUUACAUUUACUUGUUUCCCGGACCUCCUCAUACCUCCCUCUUUUGUAUUCCAAUUCAGUAUGUUAAUCCAACAAUUCCUUUCCCUCCUUUUUAAUCCUAAUCUUUAAUCUUGAUAAAUUAUAACAUUAAAUUUUUACAUAUUAAAAACCAAUUUUUCCAUAUUUUUUUAUACCAUUACCGCUAGAAACUGCUUAACUUCAAUCCGUCAUCAUUCUAACAUUCAUUAAUUUUACAAUAUUUCUGUAAGUAGUCUUUAAAUUUCUUCCAAUCUUCUUCCACCGACUCUUCUCCCUGGUCCGUUUUACUCGCAUUUUCUCUUAAAACCGAUAACCUCCAAAUACUUGCUAAGGGAGUUUGCUAACGCGCCUGUUUUCUCUGCCAAGGAUAUGGAUAAACUGGCAACGAGCAGUGAGGAGGAGGAGGAGGCGGCUACAUCCAGCGAGGAGGAAGAGAAAGGCCAGCGGCCCAAGUCUAAAGGCAAAACUCCCUUGAAGGGGCCAGCAGUCAGGAAAAAACGAGCUUAUGUUGAAAUAGAGUAUGAGCAGGAGACAGAACCGCUGUCUAAAUCGAAAGCAACGUGAUUCCUCCCAGUUUUUGUGUGUGGGGGCAGAUCUGAAAAAUGGACUGAAUGAACUAGCUGGUGGGAUGUUUCUCCGCAAAGGCUGACUCACCGGGAUGCAAGAUCACGCAGGAAAAGUUCCAGCUGCUUGAAGACCUAGUGAGCUGCCAUUCCCAGAUGCCGCAGCGUAUAUUUUUGCAUAUUGACAAUUUAAAACGUCAUCUAUUUUUAAGGCUACCC